AUGCCUCCUCUACCAUGCCAUCGCUACUUGAUCUACAAGAUAUUCUUAUCCAAGUAUAUCACAGUCAAGCUCAAAAGAAACAAGUUCAGCAAGAUGUGCAUCUUCUGGAAAACAAAAUUCCUCUGCGGCUGCAUCAUCGACGAGUUCUGGUACCCCUGCUCCACGCUCAGGCCCGACCCCGCCACCGAAAAGCUGCGAUUCCACACAAGAAACCACCCAAACUGCAAGAUGCGGAGCCUGCAAGAGUUGACCGAGUGUAUUCUCCUCUGCGAACUGUGUCUGGGGAAGCUACACGCGCGGGUCCGGAAAGACGCCGAUAUUCGGAAGACGCUCGCGAGCAAAGAUACGUUCCCGCUUGCGGAGCAGUUGGGCAUGCUCAUACUUCUUGAGAAUGAUGAGAUCGAGCAGUGGAAGGUCUUUGGGAAGUGGGGGCGCACGCGUAGCGAUUUCCGCUGGGAGGAGCUUGAGGAGAUGGUGACGGUUGUGGAGAAGAGGGUUGGAAGAAGGCGUGCGAAGUUGAGGAAUGGGCGGAAUGCGUGGAAGUAUGAGGCAUAUUAUACGCAGGAGGAGGCGAAGCGAGAAGCGGAUGCGGAGGCGGCUGAGGGUGAGGUUGAGAAGUCAUAG
Aspergillus mulundensis is the source of this 624-nucleotide messenger RNA. RefSeq lists its product as uncharacterized. The transcript is spliced from 3 exons. NCBI's taxonomy places the organism in Eukaryota, Fungi, Ascomycota, Eurotiomycetes, Eurotiales, Aspergillaceae. Bases 1 to 624 code for a protein of 207 amino acids. The record is from RefSeq and is a predicted model, not a curated record.